This is a messenger RNA of Oryza sativa Japonica Group (Japanese rice), 1026 nucleotides long. RefSeq lists its product as uncharacterized. Lineage: Eukaryota; Viridiplantae; Streptophyta; Magnoliopsida; Poales; Poaceae. The record is from RefSeq and is a predicted model, not a curated record.
CGGUCCAACCCAACCCCAACCCACACCCACACGGCCCAAACCCCAGGGGAUAAAAACCCCGUGGGAUCGGGGACACGCGCGCGGCUCCCAGCACAGCAGCGGAGACGAAGGCGGCCACGCGCUUCUGACGGCGAACCGGCGGCGGCGGCGGCGAGGAUCGAUGGAGGGGUGGAGGAAGAAGGUCGCGUUCCGGGCGCGCCGCGCGUGGGCGGCGCUCGUCUCCGGCCGCCUCCGCGCGAGGAAGCAAGGCAGCCGUGGCCUCCUGAAGCUACAUGAGGACGUGCAGACCUGCGACUACAAGGAUGUGCAGGUCAUGUUCGAGAUGCUGACGUCGGAGCUGGAGGCCCAGAAGCAGCAGCAGCAGCUGCUGCCGCCGUCGCCGCGCAAGCCGGCGUGGCCCGGCAGCUCGCCGUCGCCGGCCCCGGCGAAGCAGUAGAGACAACAAGAACAGCAAGAAGAUGAUGAGGAGACCGUGCGCUUGCAAUGCACGGCACUCGAAAGAAGAAGAAGAACAACAACAUUUGUUACUGAACUUUCUUUGUUUUGUUUUCUUUCUCCCAGUUUUUAGUACUACAACAGCUUUAGUCCUGGUUUUGCCUGAUGCAUCUGCAAUCAGCAGCCAAUGAAUCCGUCCCCCUGCCCUUCUGUCAGUUUACUCCGGCAAAAGAGCGAGAGAGAAAAAAAAUGCAGCAAUAAGAAGAAGAAGAAGAUGGAGAAGGAGAUAGGCUCAGGAGAGCAUCAGAUUUUGUGGUGCCAUAUGAGCCUCUUUUGCGUGUGUGUGUGUAAAUACAGCUGCUGCUGAUUUUUUUUUUCUCGCAUGUUGGGAGUGAAGAGGGAGCAAGAGGGGUUCAUCUCCUGUUAUCUGUUUGGCAAAAUUUAUGCCUCAGGGUGUACAUUUCUUUUAUGUCUGCCUGUCUGUUUCUGCAUGUGUUCUUGAGGAGGCAGUGAUCUUCAGUUUCCUCAUGACACAGUGGAUGAAAUCAGCUUCUGUUUCAAGAGAAUAAUCAUAUCCAUAUUUGAGCAACA